AUGUGUAAAGGCAUUCCUAUUGAAAAAGUCUCCAGUGGUGAAGUCUCUGAGAAAGUACUGCAAAAUAAUGAUGGAGGGAAAAGCAAUACCGCCAAGAAUCUAAGUGUGUCAACUUCAAAUGGCACUUAUCAAAAAGUACAGUUGCACGACAAACAAAAGUAUGAGAGUACUGACCCGAGCAAAGAAAAUAUAGAGGAAUAUAAUUUAAAAUACCCAAAAACUCUUAAAAUUUUGAAGGAAAAUGAUUCAAAAAUUCCCAAAAGAAAUAACAAAGGAAGCGGGCGUUCCGAUGACGUUAAGAGCGUGAAAAAGAAUAGUAAGUCAGUCUCGGCAAAGGAUAAAAAAGAAUUGACCCCUUCAACACCGGCAAAGAAAAAGCAGAAGAGAACUAAAACUUUCAGGGGUUGUUAUACUUGCAGAAGAAGGAAGAUUGCAUGCGAUUUAGGAAGACCCGUGUGUGAAAGGUGCAGGAGAAGUGGAUAUGUUUGUGAGGGAUAUGAUGUUAAGCUAAGAUGGACGCUGCCCAUAGAAUUUGACAGAUAUGGCGAUCAGCUUCCCGCAAAGACCAGUCCAGAGUGCCCAUAUUUUCAAAGAAGAGCAAUUGAUUUCGUGGUAUACUCAGAUCACACCGCCUAUCACUAUUAUGAUGAGAUGGAUAAAGAUUUGGCAAAUCUGCACAACAUGUACAUUCCUUCAAUUACCACCAGAACAACAAUAUUAGGUCAUUUUGGUGCAUUUAGAGGAGUUGAUAUCUUAUCACUAGCUCCAAAACUCAGGAGAAAGGCAACUAGGGGAAUGAAAGGUUCAAAAUCAAAACUGCUACCAAUGGAUGGGAUGAGAGCACAAAGUAUCUCUAGUACGGUCAUCUCUGAUCAUCAAGAACAAGUACCAGGAACUCCUCGCUCCGUUACUAGUAUGUCUACGACUACAACUGGGUCUGCAGCACUGAAUCCGGGCCUGUCAAAUAGUAAUGGGUCAUAUGUUGGUGGCUUUAAUAAUGGCAACAUUGCACCCCCAGGUAAUGAAUGGCUAAGUAAUGAACUUUUGGAUGCUGCUCUUUUGACUGCAUCAGCUAUCAAUGGCGACACACAUUUCCUUGAUAUGCUUAAGCCAGGAGACAUUAAAGCCGAUGAUAUAGGCUUUGGAAAUUCUGCCAAUGGAACUGCAACUAAUGUGGAUGUAUCUCCAAAUACUGCCGGUUCAAACAAGAUAUCUAACGGCUCGAUUGUCAACUUAACGACACCAAAUUCCAGCAUUACCAGGGAUAGUGGUGGAAGAACUAACAUUAAGACGCACUCAAAAUGGAGAAUAUCAGCGCUAUCAAAAGCGAUCGGAAGUAGUAAAUUUAUUUCUGGCGGGAAGGAUUCAUCUGUUUGUUUCCCUGGACGAAAUCUUACAGAUUCAACUUUUAAUUCACAGGACGAGCAACUUGAUCGAAAUGACAGCGAGAAAGAUAAUGCCCAAAUUAAUAAUAUAGGAUUGGUGAAUAAUGAUAAAGUUUCAGAUAAUAUGCUACAUUUGCUAUUUCAGGGACGUAACUCCAAUAUGCCGACGGAUAAUGGCUCAAUAACAUCCAUAAGUGAGUCGACAAGCAAUGAAAACGCAAACGAUGAGCAAUAUAUUAAGGAUGACGGUGGCUCGACAGUUCAUACUGGAUACUCAAAUCAGAACUUUUCACGGUCUGACAAGCCAAUUGCUGGCAAGACUAUAAAAAUACAUGCUGGUUCUGGCGUAAAAAUGCCUAAAACUAUCAUGGAAAUUUUGAAGACGAAUCCGCUACCAAAGUCUCUUGCAAUAGAUCGCUUUGGGAUUCCUACAACAUCAUUAAAUGUUCAGCCCAUGGCACGAUAUCUUCUUAAUUAUUACAUAGAAGAUGUCGCUGAUAUGAUGACAGUUAUUCCAUUGCCAAAAAAUCCUUGGAAAUUUAUAUAUUUUCCUCGGGCUAUGAUGGCCAUAGGAGAACUUGCCGCCACUGGGCAAACAUCCAAUGCAAGGAACGGCCUCUUAAAUGCUUUAUUGGCAGUUUCUGCUUUCAAUUUGCAAAGCAAAUUUGAAAGGGGAUCAGAUGAAAUGAAAUAUUAUGUCAAUUUGGGUGUUCAACUUCGUCAACAAGCAAACAGCUUUUUAAAUAAAUGCCUCCAGGAAGAUAUAUUCAGACAGAAGUACAAGGAUGUUCUAUGUGCAGUGCUUUCAAUGGUUACAAUUGAUGUUGUAUGGGGAACACACUAUGCCUGUAAGAUACAUUUAGACCAUUGCGAAAAGAUUAUCGAAAAGAAGAUGAAAGUAAAAAAGAAAUUGUCACCCAAGGCAAUUAUCCUGCAUAGAAUUUUUUCAUCUUUGAAGUUGCUACAAGAUUCUACAUGUAUUGAUCAUGUUUCAAAAGAUGAAAUAUUUUUGAAUGAGAGUAAUUAUGAUAAGUUCAUAACGGGUGCAAAGCCCACUGCAGAACAAUUGGAAAAGUUUUUUAAUACACAUUUUCAUGAUAUGUUUAAAGGAAGUCAGCUCAGAAGGCAGUUUGCAAAAUCAACACAUGGAUCAAAUCCUAGGAGCAUUCAGGAUUCUUUCAGUAGUAUUUUUAAGAAGCAACAAAAUACAGUCUCACAAAGUAGACGAAAAAGAGUUGGAAAGUAUAACGAACGCAUCACUGAUAAUGGUAAAGUUACGAUUGAAUUCAUUAUGAAUAGUGAUGACGAAGGAGUGCAUCAUCCUCAUCACCAUCAUCAUUUGAGGAAAAAUAAUGAUACAAAUAACGCUGAUAAUGAAAGCGAUAAUGCUAGUACAGGUAUUGUUACAGAAGAGUCAUCUCAAGACGAGUCCCAGAAAGAAAAUCUGGAUGUGCCUGCAUUUAUUGGAAUUACAAGAUCAAGCUUUCAGCCUAGUAAGAAUAAAUUGGAUGAUAAAAUGGUUUCCUCCGAUGCUAUAUACGGGCUUCCAAAUUCGUUAAUUUUGAUGUUCAGUGAGGUUGUUCAUUUGACAAAAUUUAAAAGGUAUCAUACUGAAAAUGAUCUUCCAAUCCCCUCAUUUUUUGAGGGUUUAACGAUGCAGCUUGAGUACAAGUUGUUGACUUGGAAACUUGAAUGGAAACUUGCUGAGGCUGAUGAAGGUAAAUCAGUUAAUAAGGAUGAUGAUUCUAAGGAGGAUAAUGAUGCCAACAAUGCCGAUGAAACUUUAAAUCUCAAUGAAAAGAGUAUCAAUCAGCAGCGAAACUUUAUAUCCCCAAGACAUGAAGGAAUAUAUCAUCAUGUGAUGUCAUUCUACUAUGGACUCAUAAUAUAUUUUUACAGAUUCGUUGAAGAUAUGAACCCAAUGUAUCUACAAGACAAAGUCGAAAAAGUUCUCCGUCACCUUAAUGCUAUCCAAGAAAUUCUUCAAAAGCACCCGGAAACAUCUUAUAUUAUACCGUUGUUCUGGCAGGGUUUUAUGGCUGGUUCUGAAGCCAUGACUGUUUAUCUACAAAAUGGCUUUAAUCUUUGGGGUCAGCACAUAGCACAGACUGGUAUUGGUACAUAUUGGAAUGCACGGCAGAUAAUGAUGGAAAUAUGGCGGCGAAAGAAUCAUAAUGUCAAGAAUAAUACAUGGCAGUUUCCGAUAGAUUCAGGUGAGGCUGGGGUUAAAAAGCCUCCUAUAAACUACACACCCAAAAGUAUAAAGUCGUUCCAUGACACUCCAUUUGCAAAUUGGGAUAAUUUUACAAACAGCAUUAUUGAUGAAAGUGCUGGAGUUACGUUUGGGGAGAUUAAUAGAUUUGACGCCGAACAGCUUUCGCUACUAAAACAAAUUCUACAGAUGAAUUUCUUUAGGAUUUUUAGAUUAAAUCUUUUUAAGGAAUGUCCAUUUUGGUCUGGAAGCAGUGGAUUUUGUACCGAUAGAAGCUGUGCAGUUGAUACUAUAUCUGACUGGAAAGAUUUGCCGGAUAUUUGGCAACCAGAAGCUCUAGGAGCUUUGGCUAACGUUUCGGCAGCACCUAAAGUUCCAAAUGAUCAAAACAAAGAUUAUUGUGAGUUGGAUGAAAUUAAUGAUGAAACGGUGUUUGUUGACUUGAUAGAGAAUCCUGAAAGAUUUACAGGUUAUGGUGGUGAUCAAUCAUUUCAGAUUUGGAAGCUUAUCUAUUCGGAGAAUUGUUUCAAUCUGGGACAUGAUCAAUGCAUGGAAAAAAACUUCUUCUAUAAAUUGAUUAGUGGUAUGCAUGCAUCAAUCUCUACACAUCUCAGUCAUGGAUUCAUUGAUUUAAAAACAAAAGAAUAUGGUCCAAACCUACAACAAUUUAUGUUUCGGGUUGGAAAUUUCCCUGAUAGAAUAGAAAACAUUUACCUUAACUAUAUUCUUGUACUCAAAGCCCUAAUAAAGCUUGAAAGUUUGGGUAUAUUAGAUAGUCUUGAGUAUUGUGAUGAUGACCAUUUUAAUCAAAGCAGUACUGAAAUCAAGGUGGAACUUGGCGAGCUAAUCAAACCUUCUUAUCAGUUAGGUAAUGAUAAGGAAACAUGCCUAUUCGAUGAGAAUGGACUUUUUCAAAGCAGUAAUGCAGCAGAAAUUAAAGAUGAGUUCAAAGUUAAUUUCAGGAAUGUUUCCAAAUUGAUGGAUUGUGUGGGCUGUGACAGGUGUCGUCUGUGGGGAAAAAUUGAAACUAUUGGUUACGGUACUGCUCUUAAAGUUUUAUUUGAUUUGCAAGAUACCAAAAAUUUUGAGCCAUCUAGGUAUAACAUUUCGAAUGUUGAACUUGUUGCCUUGGUUAACACGUUUGGGGGUCUUUCUAAAUCCAUUGAAGCUGUUCAAGAAUUCAAGAGUAUGUAUGACAAAGCUCUUAUAGAGGAAACUACGGGCAAGAAAAAAGAGGAUGGUAAGAAGCACAUUCCUAAUAUGGACGUGUUUGAAAACAAGGAUGAAAUAGUAGACUUUACUAAUCCAAAGGUCUUCGAGUCUGCUGGUAGCGCUAGUCAAUCUUCAUCGGGGUAUGAUGACAUUGUUUUUCCUGAGCAAAGUCAUUCAAGCACAGUCAAGGAAGCAUUCUUUACGGAAUUGGAUAAUGUUUGGAAGACACUACAACUAAUUUUCCGUUCUUAUAAAGUGUUUCCGAAAAUUGCUUACAAUUGGUGUCUUAUUCGUAUCGUCUAUUAUUGGAACCGGUUUAUUGGUCAUGUUCAACAAGAUUUCGACGUAAAUAGGUUGUACCACGAAGAGUUAUAA
Molecule: messenger RNA, 5184 nt
Organism: Brettanomyces bruxellensis
Lineage: Eukaryota; Fungi; Ascomycota; Pichiomycetes; Pichiales; Pichiaceae
Exons: 3
Coding region: 1-5184 (1727 amino acids)
Biological process (GO): regulation of DNA-templated transcription; protein folding in endoplasmic reticulum
Cellular component (GO): endoplasmic reticulum; endoplasmic reticulum membrane
Molecular function (GO): zinc ion binding; DNA-binding transcription factor activity, RNA polymerase II-specific; thiol oxidase activity
Source: RefSeq, a predicted model, not a curated record